This is a messenger RNA of Cyanidioschyzon merolae strain 10D, 5190 nucleotides long. RefSeq names its product ubiquitin-protein ligase E3. Gene Ontology annotation, molecular function: ubiquitin-protein transferase activity. The coding region runs from base 1 to 5190 and encodes 1729 amino acids. NCBI's taxonomy places the organism in Eukaryota, Rhodophyta, Bangiophyceae, Cyanidiales, Cyanidiaceae. Gene Ontology annotation, biological process: proteasome-mediated ubiquitin-dependent protein catabolic process; positive regulation of protein catabolic process; protein polyubiquitination. The transcript has a single exon. The record is from RefSeq and is a predicted model, not a curated record.
AUGGAGGACGAACAUCCUGCGCCUAACUCGGAUCGCACCUAUGCCAGCGACUUGGAGCAGGGGAACGUUUUCGGGAGCAGCCCCUCCGAGCGACACAGUUUCAGCCGCCUUGAUGGCAACCGAGCGGGUUCCAUUGGGGAUGAGAUGGAUAGUGAUGUAGCUGUUGAUGAAGAGGACCGGAAUGCGGGUAUGGAGGUACUCGGGUUGUUCUCAGUCAGGGCGCGCUCUCGGGCUCGAGUGCGCAGCGAUAACCGCGACGGCAGUGACAGUGGUAGUGCUCUUGACGAGGGCGUCGACGACAACAGCGACGAUCAUGGCGAUGAUAUUGCUGGAUUCGGUGAGAGCGACGAUCUAUCGGGAGACGUGGACAGCAGUGAUUGCGGUUUUGAAGACGACCAAAACACCGAUGUCGACGCCGCUGGAGAGAGCGACCUGGAAGAGUUUCCGGACCCAGCUGAAGGAGAGCUGGACUCGUUUCGCCACGACGUGGAUGCCACCGAUGAUGACUUGGGAGAAGAAAACGCCUCUGAUGCGGACGCUUCAACCUUUGGCGAUGGCAUGGAUCACGACGACGACGACGAAGACGAAGACAACGACGACGAUGAUGAUGACGAGGGCGAGGACGACGACGACGACAACGAUAACGUUGACGAAGAGGAAGACGACGGCGACGACAUGCCAAGUGAUGAUGAGGAUGCUGAGUAUUCUCAAUUUUUCGGCGUUGAACAGGAGAUGCUUUCCCUCAUGGAGCAGCGCGGAUCUGCCUGGAUGGAGGGUAUGCCGGCAGCGCACCUCCAAGCAUUGCGCAGAGCCGACAUCCAGGCUCAACGUCUUAUGCAGCGCUUUCGGAAUGCCGAUGAUGACAUGGAAGUGUUCGUGGUCUGGCGUAAUGGACAGGAAGCUGGCGAAAUACUCGCAGAUCGCGAUGAGGAUGCUUCUCUACCUGGUCUAGGUAUACAUUUUCUUAACAUGACCAACGAACAGCCAGACUGGGCUGAAGGUUUCGGUCUGGGAAUCGCCGCAGCGAAUGCGAUGUUGCUUAGCGACCCGAGCAGCGAAGCGUUGCGGCCAUACGCGCCUGCGCGGCUAGAGCUACCGCAACCGCCGCGCGUUGAGAGCGAUUCGCGAUCACCGUCCGAACGUAACUUGUCGGUCGCAGGCAACGUGCUGGACGGCUUGGGCAGUCGCCGACACAGCCCGGGCGCGACUCUGGGCAACAUCUUGUUGUACGGUUCGGGUGCACACUGCCAAAGUUGCCCGAGAUCAGCGCGCGAGGCGCUCUCAGCGCUUUGCCGUUCUGACGGCUUGCGCGCCCUGCUGGCGUCGAGCUCGGCGGUUGCACCGACCGCACUCAUGAUGCGACGCAAUAUCAGUUGUGGGGACUGCGGUCUCCGCAAUGCGGCGGACGCUCGAAUCCAUGAUUUCGCGGAUCUCGUACUGCGAAGUCCAGCGUUCACAGAGAACCUUGGCCACGGCAUCGCAGCUGCAUAUUUGGUCAGCAAAAUGAAUCCGCCUCCAAAGGAAUCCGAGCAGCUGUGGGAUCUUGCAUCCCUUGGAACCGUGCUCGCUGGAGCGCAUUUUCAUCCACUCUUUUGGGACGGCGCUCGCGGCAAGAGUUCCGAGUCGCCACUGCCGGGCUUGUAUCGCGCACCACCUGCGCUGUCGAUUCGGUUCUCUGAGGAUUUGUUGGAAGCGCUGCUGGGGCUGCCUAUUGGUCCACUGCUGGGCAUCGAUCGUUUCGGAACGCUGGCGGUCACCGGGACGCGCCAAAGGCGGCGAGAUGUGCUGCGUCUGUAUCGCGCGUUUGGCAGCUGCUCGCUGCGGCGUGGCGCACCGUACGAUGCGCUCAGUGGCCUCGAUACCCAUGCACGUCAUCUGGAUACCCAGCAGAAGCGCUUCGCAGCGCUCCACGAGGAAAUGCGAACACUCUGGCGCGAUGAGCGCGUCCGUAGGGAGCGAGCCCAACUUGACGACGAGUACCGCCGUCUCGUUGACGAAGAGCAAGCGCAGGCCUCGGAAUCCUGUGCGAAUGGCAGGCAGGGCGAGCCCGACGUGCCCAUGGAACGCUCAGAGCAGCAGGAGCAGGAGCAGGUGCUGCCAGCACCUGGCACGGAGAUGGAGGCCGCUAGCUCAUUGACUGGUUCGCUUCUGGAGCAUGCGUCUGCUGCGAGUCCGUCACACCCAGCCAGCAGCGGUAUGCUUACGGGAGCUGCGGAGACAUCAGACUCGGCCGUUGUGCUGUCUAUGCAAAUCGACGAUUUGCCGGGCGCUACUCAAGUGCUGGGUCCCGACGCACCUGAACCUGCAGCGAGCGGUGCAGUCGAGCUCAGUUCGGACGCCGAAGUGCGAGCGCCGCCUGUAUCGGACUCUACGACCGAUCAAGAGGCAGGGACGCGUUCCAUCACCGAGUCCGAUAUGGAGCACGUGGCGCGCACUGUCGGCAUUGACCCCACGGUGCUCGUCGAGUUACCUCCAGAUCUCCGACGAGAAGUCAUUCAGCAAAACCUCGCCCAGAUUCGGAGCAACCCAGCAUUUCUGAGCUACCUGCCGGUGAAUGUGCGACAGGAAGUUGAGGAGGCAGCUGCCCAGCUUGAUCGCCUUCGUGGCUCCGCAGCCGAGAUGGAUAACGCUUCCUUUUUGGCAACGUUGCCCACUGCGCUGCGCGAAGAGAUCUAUCUAACCUCAGACGAAUCGUUUUUGCAGUCAUUGCCGCCGCACUUGGCGGCCGAAGCUCGCGCAGUCCGCGAUCGUCGGCGAUCAUUAUCAUCAGCAUCAGCAGCAGCAGCAGCUGCUGCUGCUUCGGCGUCGUUUCUUGGACCCAAUGAUCUCACUUCUGGUGCGAGCGAAAUUUCAGCGCUCAUGUCAACGCCGCAAGUCAGCGCGCGAAAAAGCUGUGGCCUUGUCCUGGUCACGCAGUUGGAUGUGCUGGAGAAGGCGCUGCGCUCGCCCGGAGUCUGCUGCCCGCUGCUCGCGAAUACCGUGCGUCUGCUUUGUUACGAGCCAACGACACGGAUGCGCAUCAUUCGACUAGCCUGGCGGCUCGUGGAAUGCCAGCGCCCAGACGAUGCGAGCACCGCUGGAAGAAGUGCAGAGCUCGUGGGCAGCUUGCUGCGCUUUAGUCCAACGAUAGCGCUAGAUCUGGUCGCCGCCGAUGGCGAUCAGCCGUUGAUGCACCUGCUCCAGAGCAUUCCCAAGGCUGUUCGAUUCGGCGGACGCCAUUGCCACCGUCUGCUGGAGGUGCUGCUUGCGACGACCAGCCUCUUCGUACAACUGUUACGAGGCCAGGUUCCACAGCGUGGUCUGCAAUUGGAACCCGCCCAGCCGGAUGCCUCGAUGACGUUGCCAGUCGUUCCGCCGGUGGUCGCUCCGGGGGUGCUCAACGACCUGGCGAUUGCCUUGCAGGUUCCGGAUCUAUCUGCUCGCUCCUGGGACCGUUUGCUCUCCAUCUACGAGUACCUCUAUGGCGAAGAGCAGAAUCGUGAUACUGUCAUCCAGUGUCUCGUUCAGAUUGCGGGAGCGCUAAUCGAACCGGUGUGUGCUGCCAUUCGCGAAGAGCCCGGCUUACGGCCGUGUGAGAGCUUCUUCGUCCAGACAGUGAAGAGUGUUGCGCAGCUGGUGCGUCCGCAUCUCGAGUGCCUGCAGGUGCUGGAGCCGGUAUGGACGUGCCUCGAGGAGCAGUUGGCCGCGGGCGCAGGUGCGGGUCCACCGGUGCGCCUCUCGCGUCUCAUUGAGUGCUACCUUCAGGCGCACAGUAUCCGCUUGCCGGACCUGUUAGCGGAUCUCAACCAACCGCCAGUGCUGGAGAGCAACCCCUCGCUGCUGGCGCGUUCGGAGUCUGCGUCAACGUUGCGCUCGUCGACAACGACAACAACAACAACAACGACAAAUGGCGUUACGCUGCCCGAGUCGGUCAUGGCGAUCGACCGUGAACUCGCAAGCUUCCUGGAGCGGCACACGCUGCAGAUCAAUCAAUUACUGCAAUUGAAUCCGGCCCUGUUUCGUCAGGGAUUUCAAUCGACGCUCUUGCAUGCCCGCUUUCUGGAAUUCGAAAACAAGAAAGUGUUCUUCCGGCACGUUAUCCAGGAACAGCGACGCGCGAGUCGACAAUCGCCCGUGCGUCUGCUCGUGCGCCGCGACUGCGUUUUCGAGGACAGCUAUCAUCAGUUACGGCCGCGCAGCGCUGCGGAGCUUCGUGGAACCCUCACCGUCCAGUUCGUUGGCGAGGAAGGCAUCGACGCCGGUGGACUUUUGCGCGAAUGGUACGUGAUCCUGGCUCGCAAGAUCUUCGACGAGAAUUACGCGCUCUUUCGCCGUUGCGUCGGCAAAAGCGCUGCAUACCAUAUCAACGAAUGUUCGUAUAUUAACGAGGAUCAUCUGGGCUUUUUCAAGUUCAUCGGACGCUUCAUCGGCAAAGCGCUCUGGGACGGUCAACUCCUGGAUGCCUAUUUCGCUCGCUCCGUUUACAAGCACAUGAUCGGCAUAAGGCCUUCGUACCACGAUAUUGAAGCGAUCGACCCGGAAUACUACGCCAGUCUGGUGUGGAUGCUCGAGCAUAACAUCGCUCACGUGCUGGACUUGACCAUGGCGGCGGAGCUGGACCAGUUCGGAGAGCUCAAAGUCGUGGAUCUGGUACCCGGCGGCCGCCAUAUUCCCGUAACCGAGGAGAACAAAUGGGAAUACGUACGACUCAUUACCGAACUCAAAAUGACCAAAGCCGUGGAGCCCCAGUUGCAGGCGUUUCUCGAAGGGUUUCACGAAAUGGUACCGCGCUCACUCAUUGCCAUGUUCAGCGAUUACGAACUGGAGUUGCUUAUCUCCGGUCUGCCCGAGAUCGAUACCGCUGAUCUCAAGAUGCAUACCACGUACAGCGGCUACCGACCGUCGAGCCCACAGAUCCAGUGGUUCUGGCAAGCGGUUGCCGAGAUGGAUCGUGACGAUCGCGCACGUCUCGUGAUGUUCGUCACCGGCAGCAGCAAGGUACCGCUGGGCGGCUUUGCGAACCUCCCCGGUAUGAAUGGCGGUGUUCAGCGCUUCCAGAUCCAUCGCGUUGCUGGUGAUACCGAUCGUCUGCCGAGUGCACAUACCUGCUUUAAUCAACUUGAUCUCCCUGAGUAUAGCAGUUAUGAAAAGCUUCGCGAACGCUUAUUGACAGCAGUUCGUGAAGGCAACGAGGGUUUCGGGUUUGGUUGA